Messenger RNA from Lactuca sativa (garden lettuce), 405 nucleotides. Lineage: Eukaryota; Viridiplantae; Streptophyta; Magnoliopsida; Asterales; Asteraceae. The record is from RefSeq and is a predicted model, not a curated record.
AUGGGUCUAGAAGGUUGUCGACCUAGUUCCUUGCCUAUGGAACAAGGCUUAAAACUAGAGAAAGGGGACGAAGAACCUCGUGUUGAUGUUGGGCAAUACAAGAGAUUGAUAGGUCGUCUCUUAUACUUACAAGCUACGGGAUCCGAUAUCGCCUACUCAGUUAACUUACUUAGCCAAUUUGUGGCUGAUCCAAGACAACCACACCUUGAUGAAGCCAUUCGGGUGGUCUGUUAUCUUAAGAACACAUUGGGCCAAGGAAUUCUUUUGCCUAAAUCUGGGGGCAUGGGUCUGGUGACUUAUUGUGAUUCCGACUGGAUGGGUUGUCCAUUUUCUAGACGUUCUCGUACGGGUUAUCUUCUUCUGUUAGGUGGGGCUCCCAUCGCUUGGAAGUCAAAGAAACAAUAA